GGUUCCCUCGGGCGGAGCGGCCGGAAGGGUGCGGCGUCCCCGGCGGUCGAGGGACAGCACCUUGGCGACGGUUGAGGGUCCCCUGGGUUGUUGGCCACCAAGCCUUGUAUGGCUUCCUUACUCCUUGCGUCUUUCAGUCGGAUCUGAGGGAUGAGCUGGGACCGACUUAGACUCUUUCUUCUUUGAGAAAUGGCCGUCGCUUUUUUUCUCAUUGUCAUUAUUAUUUAUGAUUUGGAUCUCGCAGCACUCUAUCCGGGUCCUCGGUAGCGCGCGAGGGUUGCCGGGAUAGCACUUUCUCGUGGCCCCCCUUCCUCCCUCCACUUUCUUCACCUCCCCCCGGGUACCCUUUUCCCCUGCCCCCCACUGCCGCUUCGGCAACAAAGCUCAUUGUUUCUCCCCAGUUUACGCCUGCGCGUCGCCACGCGCAGCCCAUACUUGCUGCGCGUGCGCGCUCCUCCCGUUGCCGGGGUUGGGGAAGAGAGGGGCGGAGGGACUGGCGGGCUGGCGAGCGUCCGAGGGGAGCUUUCUACAACCGUCCACUGGCCAGUACCUUUCGGAUCCGCUUUCUCCCGUUUCUUCACCUUUCCUUACUCCUUAUUGUUAUAUUGUUUCCCAUGCUCCUGAUAGAAGGGCUGGAAUCCGUGCUCCGGGAGUAUUGGAAACCAGAUGAACUUCAACGGCCCGUCUAAUCACAUUCUUGGAUUCCGGUCCUCCUUUUUAAUUUCUCUUCCACUAUACGCUUACCCCCACUGCCACUAAAAUUAUAUGGCUUGCGGUGAAGUUUGUUUUUUCAAAACAUUUGUUGAAGCAGCCGGCAGUGGUAUUUUCUGGUGACUCAAAAAGAGGCCUUUUCUGCUUCCUUUUGUUGUCUUGCACUCCCUGAUUUUGCAGCCCCAUCACCUCAUGGAAACCACAAACUCUAGAAAGAAUUUGGCUUUCAGUUUGCCGUGGGAAAAAGUCUGAUAACAGCUGACAGCUUUUGACGUUACAACAGAAGACAAAUUCCCAUUUUCGUGCGCUGGCCAAUCUUGUAGUCUCGUGGCAUGGUUUUUCACAAAUUGCAGUUGAGCAGGUCUUUAGGUCCAUUGGUGCAGCAAAUUUCAAGGCUAAGAGAGGAAGACUGCUUCUGAUCCCUGUAGGAAGAGGAAGCAGGAAAAGAAAUCUCAACAUGGAAAAGGUCUCCCAGGAAAGCAUAGGAGAAAAGCAGGCUGCAGUGCAGAAUGCAGAAGAAGCCCAUCCUUUGGGAGGUGGUGAAGGCCAGGAGCCUGGAGGAAAUAUUAGAACAGGUUGGGCCUCACCUGCCCAUGAUGUUAGACAGGAUAUGCCCAAUAGGCUUGUUAGUAACCUUGAUAUGAUAGAUGGAGUUGCUGAUGAUAUGGAACGGUUCAUGGAGGAGAUGAGAGAGAUAAGGAGGAAAAUUAGGGAGCUUCAUUUGAGGUGCAGUUUGCACAUUCUUAUAGGACAUCCCCCUCAUGCUGACCAUCGUGAUGAGUUUUAUCUUAUGCCUUGAAUGCUGAGGUUAAUAUUAAUAAUAAAACCUCCUGCUUCCCAAAGUAACGUUUUCUUGAUGUACCCUUUGCUGUGAAUCUGGUGUUCUGUCAUACUUCUUUCUUUCUUUCUUCUUUUUUUUUUUUUUUAAUUU
Messenger RNA from Felis catus (domestic cat), 1642 nucleotides. Its product is annotated as protein BEX5-like. NCBI's taxonomy places the organism in Eukaryota, Metazoa, Chordata, Mammalia, Carnivora, Felidae. The transcript is spliced from 2 exons. Gene Ontology annotation, cellular component: cytoplasm. Gene Ontology annotation, biological process: signal transduction. Gene Ontology annotation, molecular function: signaling receptor binding. The record is from RefSeq and is a predicted model, not a curated record. The coding region runs from base 1169 to 1510 and encodes 113 amino acids.